Iphiclides podalirius (scarce swallowtail) is the source of this 528-nucleotide messenger RNA. The record is from the annotation of a GenBank genome assembly. NCBI's taxonomy places the organism in Eukaryota, Metazoa, Arthropoda, Insecta, Lepidoptera, Papilionidae.
AUGUUUGCAAACGCGUCCACCCUGCGCGGCGUCCCACAAUGGUCUGAAGUCAAGCUCAGCAGACAAUCAGCUGUUGAGUGUCUCGAACUACCUACAGCUACCGGUUGCACCCGUCUAGACGUGGGGGUGGGGGCGACUGUGAUGAGACACCAACCAUCUCUGCCGGACCCCUACGGAAUUGAAGCCGUGAUCGUGCGCGCAUGGAAACACCCCCCCCCCCCCCCCCCCCCCCCCCCCACCGUUUCAAUUGCGGACCACUCCUGCCGGUCAAUGACCGCGGACGGAAAGAAACGUGAUCCGAUCGGGAAGUGCUUUGUUUUAGGGCGCGGUGCGUUGCAAUUCGCAAGUUAUCAGCCGGCCAUUGCACUCGCAACGACGCCCUGCGACAAAGGGGCCGAGCCGAGAUGCGAUCUCGAUUGCGAAUCAACGGAGGGCUCAGUUGAGCGACGCAGACACAAGACACCGUGGGCAGUUAUUACGUGCUCAGCGCUUACAUAUGCUACUGCUGAUUCUAUGCAAGAUAUGUUA